AGCACGACACGUGUAGUUUACUAUGUAUAUGCAUGCGGGCCGGGGAGCCUACCACGGGCACGCAGAGUGUGUACCAUAGUAGUAUAAGUAAACAUGUGGACUUUCUCUCUUUUUCUUUUUUUGCCUUUCCACUUGCAUCCGGACGACGUUUGGGAUGGCGAGGCAGCAAGAAGCUCCGAGAGCAGAUUCGAUUGCCUGGAUGGCCUGCUUUCGGAUAUGCAGGUCAUCAUUUACAGGCACCUACCCAUCUAUAUAGUACCCGGGAUGACGUAUAUUCUAGGCAAACCACUCGGCCGUACCUCAAGAACAAGAGCAAUGGAGCCGUACAAGAAUAAGACACUCAGGACCCGAGCUCCCGCGCCAUUGCCACAGUGCUCAGGAGAUGCUGUAUCCGUACAUACACUAGCUAAAUGAGUGGUGUAAACCAGAUGCUGUGGAUGCUGUAGGAAGCG
Molecule: messenger RNA, 452 nt
Organism: Colletotrichum navitas
Lineage: Eukaryota; Fungi; Ascomycota; Sordariomycetes; Glomerellales; Glomerellaceae
Exons: 1
Coding region: 94-414 (106 amino acids)
Source: RefSeq, a predicted model, not a curated record